Molecule: messenger RNA, 2239 nt
Organism: Melanotaenia boesemani (Boeseman's rainbowfish)
Lineage: Eukaryota; Metazoa; Chordata; Actinopteri; Atheriniformes; Melanotaeniidae
Product: gastrula zinc finger protein XlCGF57.1-like
Exons: 4
Coding region: 106-1983 (625 amino acids)
Biological process (GO): regulation of immune system process; regulation of cytokine production; negative regulation of transcription by RNA polymerase II
Cellular component (GO): nucleus
Molecular function (GO): RNA polymerase II cis-regulatory region sequence-specific DNA binding; DNA-binding transcription factor activity, RNA polymerase II-specific
Source: RefSeq, a predicted model, not a curated record
GCAUAAUAACAUCCUUACUUGCGCGUAAACUUUAUUAAACCGAACCAACGUUUCUUUAAUAGUAGAAGAAGUAGAAUAAACAUUAAAGAGUUGAGGUGCAGAUAGAUGAGCUCGAGGAUCCGCUUCACUUCUUUUCAGUCCGCUGCGGAGGCCAGCUCGCUGGGGAGAAACGACGGGACGGAAGGAGGAUCGGACAAAGCCUCGUUAUCGAGGGAUCCACUUCGGGAAGGAAGUCUUCCCUGCAGAUGUGCAGCAACUGUUGGUGAUAACAGAGGAGGUUUCUUGGAGUCUGGACAAGCAGGAUCCAGAGGAACUAUGGCCCAAUCAGGAUGGAGAGCAAUUGAUGAUGGGCUGGUGGAGAGUGUCACCAGUCUUCCAAUGAUGAUGGCUCCUGUGAAGACUGAAGAUGAUGAAAAAGAACUUCAGCCUUUGUCAUAUUCAGCCCACCUUUAUCAAACCCAAACUGAAGGUAACACAGAAGUAAAGGCUCCAACCAACAACCCAGAUAAACAGAUUAAAUCAGAAACUGAUGGAGAGGAAUAUGGAGGACCAGAAAUAAGCAGUGACCCAGACCCGAACAGUCAUUUACAACAACACUGUGACAGAAAGGCUUCAGGCUCUUCUGAGAUAAAAUAUUUGUCACAUUUUGGACCUGAAAUGAAAGACGAAGAUAAAAGCUGGAAUGACAACAGGGAACAUGGGUCAGGUGUAAACAAUGAUGUGGAAUGUAACGCUGCCAAAACCUCCCUCAGCUGCUCUGAAUGUGGUGAAGAGUUUCACUCUCAACGAUCUCUCCAGAGACACUUAACAAAAAGGUCUUUGAGCUGCUUGAAUAGUAAGAAAUGUUUGACACAAAGAAAAAAUAACCCGAAACAGGUCCACACAGGAAAGAAAACAGUUCGAUGCGAUGUUUGUGGUAAAAUCUUUAGUCAUAGAGUAAACCUUAACAGACACAUGAAAAUCCACACGGGAGAGAAACCAUUCAGCUGUGAUGAAUGUGGACAAAGAUUUAGUCAAAAGACAGACUUAAACCAACACAUGAGAAUCCACACAGGUGAGAAACCAUUCAGCUGUGAUGAAUGUGGGCAAAGAUUUAGUUACAAGACAAGUUUAAAAUUACACAUGAGAAUCCACACAGGAGACAAACCGUUCAGCUGUGAUGAAUGUGGACAUAGCUUUAGACGAAAAAGUAAAUUAAAUGAACACAUGAGAAUCCACACAGGAGAGAGGCCAUUCAGCUGUAUUGAAUGUGGACAAAGAUUUAGUCAAAAGACAUACUUAAACCAGCACAUGAGAAUCCACACAGGUGAGAAACCAUUCAUUUGUGAUAAAUGUGGGCAAAGAUUUAGUCAAAAUACAGGCUUAAACCAACACAUGAGAACCCACACAGGAGACAAACCAUUCAGCUGUGAUGAAUGUGGACAAAGAUUUAGUUACAAGACAAACUUAAACCAACACAUGAGAAUCCACACAGGAGACGAACCAUUCAGCUGUGAUGAAUGUGGACAGAAAUUUAGUCAAAAGAAAAGCUUAAACUUACACAGGACAAUCCACGCAGGAGACAAGCCAUUCAGCUGUGAUGAAUGUGGACAUAAAUUUAGUCAGAAGACAACCUUAAACUUACACAUGAGAAUCCACACAGGAGACAAACCAUUCAGCUGUGAUGAAUGUGGACAACGAUUUAGUUACAAGACAUACUUAAAUCAACACAUGAGAAUACACGCAGGAGACGAACCAUUCAGCUGCACUGAAUGUGGAUAUCGAUUUAGUCACAAGACAAACUUAAACAGACACAUGAGAAUCCACACAGGAGAGAAACCAUUCAGCUGUGAUGAAUGUGGACAAAGAUUUAGUCGAAAUGACUACUUAAAGAAACACAUGAGAAUCCACACAGGAGACAAACCAUUCAGCUGUGAGUUUUGUGGUGACGUUUUUAUGUGGCAUCUCUCUUUGAAACGACAUAUUCGUGUCCACACAAAAUAGAGGAGGCACAGUUGCAGGAUUUUGCUGUGUAGAUAUGUGCUGGUUAGUGUUAGAUAUUAUUUUAAUUAGUCUUGGAAUGUAUAACAAGUAUGACCUUAAUCAAAAACAUCUAAUUGCAGCUUUGUUCCUGCUAAGCGAGGAAGGUCUACAUGUGCAGUGUAUCAAAAAAGGUCACAAGAGGCACGAGAAGUGAAACUGACAAGGGGUUUUGAGCAAUGCUUGUGUCUGCAGUAGAAAGAACAUGCAUUUUGUAGUA